This is a messenger RNA of Astyanax mexicanus (Mexican tetra), 6728 nucleotides long. It is a transcript of the gene gfra2a, whose product is annotated as GDNF family receptor alpha 2a. The transcript has 9 exons. The coding region runs from base 677 to 2053 and encodes 458 amino acids. The record is from RefSeq and is a predicted model, not a curated record. Gene Ontology annotation, biological process: nervous system development. Gene Ontology annotation, cellular component: signaling receptor complex; external side of plasma membrane. NCBI's taxonomy places the organism in Eukaryota, Metazoa, Chordata, Actinopteri, Characiformes, Acestrorhamphidae. Gene Ontology annotation, molecular function: signaling receptor activity.
CUCACAAACUAUAUUGUUUUCUUCAUCUCUCUCUCUCUCUCUCUCUCUCUCUCUCUCUCUCUCUCUCUCACAUACACACACACACACACACACACACACAAACAGUGCGUGCGCGCUUCACGGACAUUUUUCAGCCCUCUCUCUCCAGCGUGCGCGCUCACGAGCUUUUCUCGGCGCUCGCUGAAGUUUGCGCUCGCGCUCCGUCCGUCCCUCUCACGGCUCUCGGGGCUCCUGCGAGGCGCGCGCUGGAAUGAGCCCACCUCCUCCUCCUCUUCUUCCUCCUCGCGCGCUCUCCAUCCCGCUCUUCCUCCUCGUCCUCUUGUAGCGCGAGCGGCUCCGCAGCAGCGCUGGUGAUGCGCCUGGAUCGGCGCGCGCAGCAGCAGCAGCAGUACCACCACAGAGGACCUCCGAGCAGCCACCCUCCCGCGCGCGGCGCUUUUCCCGCGACUUUCCUGCUGUUUUUGCUGCUCUGAGGGCGGAAUUGGGGAACUGGGAAGUUUUUUUCCGUACCUUUGGAUUUACCUGGCAUGGAGCGCGCGGCGAGGAUGCAGCAGGGCGCUCGCGCGUUUGGGCAUCUUUAGUAAGAAAGGAGGGCAUUAAAAGAAGCUCGUGAGAGAAGGAGGAAUAAUAAACAGCAGCAGUAGCAGCAGCAGCGCGCCAGAGAAGAAAAAGCAUCAUGCACGUGCAUAUAUACGGCUUCCUGCUGCUUUUGGAUGAGCUGGUGGUCAGCAUGUGCAAAUCCUCGGCUCUGUCCGCGUCGGGGUCUCAGGACUGGGUGGACUGUGUAAAGGCCAGUGAGGUCUGUAACCAGAACCCGCAGUGUAGCUCUCGGUACCGCAUCAUGAGGCAGUGUCUGGUGGGGAAAGACUGGAACACCAUGCUGGCUAAUAAGGAGUGCCAGGCCGCUCUGGAGGUUCUGCAGGUGAGCCCGCUGUACGACUGCCGCUGUAAGAGGGGCAUGAAGAAGGAGCUGCAGUGCCUGCAGAGCUACUGGAGCAUCAACAUGGGCCUGAGUGAAGGUGAAGAUUUCUACGAGGCCACUCCCUACGAGCCUCUGCCCUCUGUCCGCCACUCUGAUGCCUUCCGCCUGGCCUCCAUCACUUCUGGAAUUAUGAAUGCUGGUGUAGGGAUGCGUCAGCCGCUGUGUUCCGGCCCCGGUCACUGUAACCCCUGCCUGGACGCCACCAAGGCCUGUAACCUGAACGAUAACUGCAAGCGGCAGCGCUCGGCCUACAUCAGCACCUGCACGCGGGCCGGGGGUCAGCAGGGUCAGCAGCAGCAGGAAGGCUGCAACCGAAAGCGCUGCCACAAAGCCCUGCGGCAGUUCCUGGAGCGCGUGGAGUCGCAGUACACCUUCGGCCUGCUGUUCUGCGCCUGCCGGGACAAAGCCUGUGCCGAGAGACGCCGCCAGACCAUCGUCCCCAGCUGCGCAUACGAGGACCGAGCCAAACCCAACUGCCUGCAGCUGCGCAAGACCUGCAGGACCGACGCCCUCUGCAGAUCAAGGCUGGCGGAUUUCCACACUAACUGUCAGAUGACCAGUGAUUUCGUCACCACCUGCCCUAAAGACGACAACCAGGCCUGCCUCACUGCCUACACCGGCCUCAUCGGAACUGAAAUGACUCCAAACUACGAGAACUCUAAUCACGAGGACUUCACCGUCUCGCCGUGGUGUACCUGCCAGAACAGUGGCAACAGUGAGGAGGAGUGUGAGAAGUUUCUGAAGGACUUUACUCAGAACACCUGCCUGCAAAAUGCUAUUGUAGCUUUCGGCUAUGGGAUAUUUAAAAUCGAUCCUCCAUUUGCUACACCAUCAGUGAACCCCGAGCCCAGCAUCGAGCCCAAAUCCACCGCCAGCCCCAACAGCACCCAAGCUACAAAUGAGGACACCGGAGAGGAGUGUGACCACUUUAAAAACUUCAACUGUGGUGGUGAUGAUAAUGCGAGAACCCAGUUCACGCUUUUGCCUGGGAACCGGAGCCCAGAGCUGAAGCUCGGCGCUGGAGCCUGGAUGCUGUGGCUGGUUUACGCAGCGGGAAGCAUCGCGGUCUGAACCUGCUGGACGCGUGCGUCUCAGAGACACAAGGACAGGCUUGACCGAUCUUCGAAAAAAAAAAAAAAAGACCAAAUUCUUUGCUCAUCUGUCUUCUCGCUACUGCUACAGCUUUAUUUCUGUCCAGAUUACAACGCAAGACAUCCAGUACGAGUGGAGGAACACCACCACCAAACGGAGAGCCGGAGAGAACGCUGAGAUACAUAUCCGAGACUAAAGCUGCAGUGCAUUGUGAGCGAGAACUAGACGGAUAUGGGUCGGACAUAGACGUUUGAAUGGAGUUGAAUGGAUAGAGUGGACGUGGAUGGAUGUUCCUCACUUUUUUGAGCUCCUGAUUCCAGUGGGAGUAAACGGACCCGUGAUUCGACCUUAAGUUUGGAAAGUUUGGAAGACGUUGGAUGACUCACAGCUGCAAGAUCGAACGUGGAGUUUUCAGGAGUCUACUGUACAGCAUCUUUUCAAAUGGAAGUUUGGUUGUACCCGUGUGACCAUUUUCACCUGCUGACCAGCUCCGGACUCCACCGACAUUUUGCUUUCCUUCUCUUUCUUUCUCUUCUUCCUUUCUUUCUUUCUUUUGCAGCCCUGACCUCCCGUUCCCCCUGAUUUAUCGGAUUGUUCGCUACGCUCUUCUCUGACAGGUGCUUCGGCUUUUUUUUUUUCGCUUCGUGAUUAUUCCUUUUCUCACGGCGCCUUCGCUUUCUUCGCCCCACUCUUAUAUUUUUCCCUCUCUCACCCCUUCAUCGCGGAGGAGUAAUUGCUUUUCUCGUGGUUCUUUUUUUUUUUCAGUACAAAGUGUUUGAAGUAUAAAUCUGUACCCUGUCGACAUGGUGUGAGGGCGUGUCGCUGCUGACAAGCUUUCUUAGUCCUGUUCUGUGCUUUUCUGACAGAUUUCAAAAGGGGGGAGAAAAAAAAAAUGUUAAUGAUAAAAAAAUGAAGCGUUUCUGAAAAGUACCAAUCGAUGAAGUGGAGGGCUGACACUCGUGGAAAGGGAAGUGAGUGUUCGAGUUUGAAGUGAGUUCUAAUGGGCACCCCACAAAGUACGGUAUAAUUGCAGUGUGUGAAUAUAAAAUAAAAUAAAAAAAAAUAUGUUUUUUUUUUUUCUUCAAUUGUACAGAUCACGAUUAUAAUGUAAAGUCUUUACGUCCGGGAUGAUUACAGUGAACGCUGGAGUGUGUGAAGGAACUUGAAGGGACUGAAGGAACUAAAGGGACAUGAGUGGAACGAAAACCAUGAAGUGCAGUUAGGGUGUGUGUUCUUAUACAUAAUUAUAAUUCAAACCUAUUCGACCUUCAGGUUCCUUUUUCCUGGGCCUUGAACCUCUAAACUUCUCUAAAUGCAUUCUGUUCCACAGCACCAGUCAAAGGUUUGGACCUAUCUGAAUGAAUGUGUAGUUUAAGUGUAGUUUAUGAGUUAAUUCUGGUUAAUAAAUAUACAGUAUAUCUAAUAUUCCUUGAUUUGUGAAUUUCAUCAGAUCAAAAAGAUUGUUUAAUUUAUUUCUAGGGAUAUUUUGUACUUUUUAGGUCAUUAUUUCUAGUUGCAUUGUCUAAUUCCUUCAUUACAAAUGCUUCAAUCAAGUAUUUUACUAGAUUACAUUUCUUAAAACAGUAAAAAAGUAAAAUAUUGUGAAAUAAGUUGAGUAAUCUUUGUAAUUAAUUAAUAGUAGUACAAAUGUUAUAAAAAAAAAUAUAUUGACUUCAUUAAGGAUUUUGCUGUAAAAAUGGCCUGACUGAUACCCAUUGUAAGAAGCUGAAUAUGAUAUUAUUAUAACUGAUAAUAUUGGCUGAUUUAGUUACAGGAUAUUAUUUAUAGAAUUUGUGAUUAUGUUGUUAUAUGCCAGUAAUUGUUGGUAAAAACUGAUUUGAUGACUGAUAUGAUGGUCAGUUAACUUCAUGGUCAUUAGAUACAUUUCCAUAUAUGUUUAUUUUACCUAUGUUAACCUUUUAUUACUCAUUUUUUGGGUGUUCAUUGAGGGUUAUGAGAAAGUUGAAGUAUUUUUUUAUAUAUACAUUUUUUUAUUAUUAUUUGUUUGCGUUUUUAGGUUGCUUGUAUGUUUUAAUUAGUUUUAAAAAUGCGCCUAUAUAUUUUAAAAAAGCUUUUAGAGAUAUAUUUCUUUUAGAAAUAUCCAGAAUUCCAAAAUACUGUUGUGUUGUAAAAGCACAUCAGUAACCUAUGUGCAACUAAGUUCCCCAAAAAAAGAUCAUUUUCUCUAUGGUUUUAAGAAUUUGAAAAAUCUGACAGAAGCAAACCAGUUGUAACUUUAACUCUUAAAGUUAUUAAUGAUCAUAACCACCAUUAAUAUGAAUAUAAAUGAAUAAUAAUCAGCUAUGUUUGUGCCAAUACCAAUAAAACUGUGAUUAUUUGAUAUCAGAACACUAUUAUCAGCCAUCUAGGAUAUCGGUCAGGCUCUGAUACCUUUGUAUGACAGGUAUGAACUGUAUGAACCUUCAGUCCUGAUGGAAAAUCAUCAUCUCAGAUGUUCUCCUCAUUAAAGCAACUUGAGGGAAUGCUUAAAGAAGGUGAAGAUCAGUUUAGGCUCAAGAGGAUCUGUUGAAGAGCCUAAAAGAAGAUCAAAAAUUUAGAAAGUUUAGAUUUGUUGGAGCUUAAUGUAUUUGUAUUGUUUCAUUGUUAGAAUGUCUUCGUCUUUAUUUUUCUUAUAAAAUUAGAAAUAUAUAUAUACUCUUCAAAAUAAGGUUAUCAAAAAGGGUUCUAAUGAGUGAUACCAGGGAAGAACCACUUUUGGUUCCUUAUAUGUUUAAGGAAAACUGGUUCACUGAUUCUGGUCUAGUUAAUUGGGGUUUCAUCAUAGAGAGAAAUCAUUAAACCAAGCAAAAAAAACAUGCUUGGCUAGAUCUUUAAGGAAUAUAGAAGAAAACAAAGAAAAUAAGAAUGAUCUUUUAAAGAGAUGUUUGAGCUAAGAAAAAAAUCCUUGGUUGAUUCAUACUCUCAGACUUUUUUGUUUAAAGGUGCCACGAUCCAUGAUCUAGACCAGAGAACCAAAAUAUGGUCCAUCAAAAAUCAACUAAACCGUGGUCCAGUUAAUUUGCAGUGUGUAAAAAUGUUUCUACAUGGUUCAGACUUUCAGACUAAUUGCAGGAAAUUAUUGCAGGCUAUUCUCAUCACUUAAACAACAGAAGAAGAAAAAGCACUAGUGUUGUUUUGUAGUAAUAUUAUAGGGGUUUACAUGUGCAACUGCUGUAUCUACUGUAACUGUAGAUUAACCCUUAUUUCUAAACAGAUAUAAAAGGAAUUCAAGCUCAUUCUAUUGAGCUCAUUCUGCUGUAAGUUUCUGGAAAGGGAGGCAGAAUUCAGCACAACAUCUAAAAAAGGCAUCUGACUGAAUGAACAACAUUCUAUUUUUUAGUUCACACAUAGUAAACUGCAGUGUUAAACCAAAACCAACCACACUAAAUGUAGUGUAUAACAUAUAACAGUGGCGUGUAGUUAAUAUAGUCGGUACCCCUUGGUUAUAACCCCCCCACACACACACAUACACACACACACACAACCUCCGCCGCUGACGCUAACCACAUAUUCUCUGUUUUAACUUAGUACACAUUAACUAAUUCCUACAAGUACAGCUGUUGAACAAAGAUCACUCGUUUGUAUGCCUACAGUACACCAGAGCAGCCAAAACAUUAAGUACACACACAAAAAAAAACAGUCAGGUGGCCUUUUAUUGUGAAUUAGUUUCACAUUGAAGGACAGCCUUUAAAAAAGCUAUUUAAUAUGAUGUGACACAAUAUCUGUCUGAUUUGCAGUCGCAAUUCCAUGAUAGUUAGCUGAUUAUUUAACUAAGCCAGAAUGUGUGCUGUUUUACAACUGAGCAACGCGUAGCCUCUUCAGCACAGCGCUGAGAAUGGGUUACACAGUCAUGGCCCCGCCCCCGUAGUGAAAAUCAUGAAUCUGAUUGGUUAGACUGUUCUUUGACUUUGCUAACAGACUCAUUACUACACCCUUCUCAAAAUCAGUAAAAGGGCUACGCAGACACAAGGGGGCAGAAGCCAUUUUAAAAAGCUUUGAUUGGCUAGAACAGCUGUCAGUCAGAUAAGAGUCCCGUAGCAAAUGAAGAACGCAGACUAAUGCUUUGAAUUAGUUGCUGUUUUUUAUUUUAGUUAGUUUAUAAAAUAUAUGCUUAUAGUUUUACAAUAGCUAAAAAAUAUAUUUCCUUAUUAAAUAUUAUGUAAUGAUUUCCAUGCACCUAGAAGGGCCUCACUGCACACCACCGACAUGUAAGAAACGUAGGAACCUUGCUCCGGGUUACACAGUCAAAAUUAUAAAUUUCUUGCAAUUAUACACCCAAGCCAAAAACCACUAAAACCUUAAUUUUGAAGAGUGUGUAACCUGUCCAAACUUUUGACUGCUGCUCACUGUGAAACAGAGCACUGGGUGAUAGGAGUCGUAGUCUCUGCCAAAGAUGGGAAGAAACGCUGUGCCGUGCAGGAACUGCGGAAAACAAGCCUGAAAUUGUUCUUUUUGCCAAACGUGCCCCAGGUUGUGUUCAACACGAGUGUGUUUCGAGUUGUGUGAAUGCGUCAGGGAACCAAAUUCAAGUAUUGGAAACACACCCUAAGGAGACAAGCGGAGGUGCCAAUGCAACGAGUUAUUAACAGCCAUUGUGUAAUCUGUCUAAUAUUUGAAUAGAAAUGUAUACAAAAAUAAAACCUCAUUAACAGUC